AUAGUUACAAAACCUGGACUUAUUUGAAGGACGAGAAAAGCGAAAUGAAUGAAGUCAAGCUUGCUGUAUUGGGUGGCAAAGGUACAGGGAAGUCUGCACUUACAGUAAGGUUUCUUACCAAGCGAUUCAUUGGAGAAUAUGCUUCUAAUUUUGAAUCUAUCUAUAAUAAGCAUUUAUGCUUGGAAGGGAAACAACUAAAUCUGGAAAUCUAUGACCCAUGUUCUCAAUCACAGAAAGUGAAAGUUUCCCUCACAAGUGAGCUUCAUUGGGCAGAUGGGUUUGUUAUUGUGUAUGACAUCAGUGACAGGUCUUCGUUUGCUUUUGCAAAAGCCCUGAUACACAGAAUUCGGGAGCCACAAACCAGUCAUUGGAAAAGAGCCCUGGAAGCAGCAGUGCUUUUGGUUGGCAACAAGCAAGACCUCUGUCACGUGCGUGAGGUUGGCUGGGAAGAAGGGCAGAGGCUGGCCCAGGAUAAGCGGUGCCAGUUCUGUGAACUGUCCGCUGCAGAUCAGUGUCUGGAGGUAGAAAUAAUGUUUAUCAGACUUAUCAAGGACAUCCUGACAAACUUGAAACUCAAAGAAAAGAGAAGACCCAGUGGAUCUAAAUCAAUGGCCAAACUGAUUAAUAAUGUAUUUGGAAAGAGAAGGAAAUCUGUUUAGUAGACAUGUAAUCCAAGGCAUUUAUUUUAUCACAGAGUUUCAAACAUGCACAUGAUAAUUACAUUUAGCCUUGGUAUGCAAUUUGAAAAAUUCUCUUGGAGAUAUGAAAUGAUAGAGCAUGAACCACAGCUGCAUUUUCAAAUACAUUUUUGUCCUUUAUGUUGAUUUUAUCUGGUUCACUCUGUUUCACAUACAGUCUUUCACUUAUUGUACAAAAUAGCACUCACUGAAAUCUCCUGGUAGAUUGCUAUCCAGUGUACCAAGUAAACUCUGCUUAUAUAAGUUUAUUAAACUACCAUUCCAAAAUUUA
Heterocephalus glaber (naked mole-rat) is the source of this 969-nucleotide messenger RNA. RefSeq names its product RERG like (gene Rergl). Gene Ontology annotation, molecular function: GTPase activity; GTP binding. NCBI's taxonomy places the organism in Eukaryota, Metazoa, Chordata, Mammalia, Rodentia, Bathyergidae. The record is from RefSeq and is a predicted model, not a curated record.